ACGCGUUUACUUCAUCUCUGAUGAAGAAUUGUAUCAGUAUAAAACCUCCUAUUCUUUUUGUCAGUACAAAGCAAAACCCUCUAUUUUGUUGUUUUGUUAUCUUCCUCCCCAUUGUACUGAUCUUGUUUGCUCAUCGUGUUCUUGAUCUUCCUACAGAAUGUCUCUUAUAAGAUCGCGAAAACCGAAAGACCACAUCACCAUGCUACGCCAACAAGAGCCUCCACCGCCGUCCAAAAGCUACAUUCGAAGGUGGCGAGUAGCAGUUACGGUCAUAAGCGUUACCAGAUUUCUUGUUGGCUUGACUAAGAAAGUUGUUGAAAAGAAUGCUGAACUCUUGCGAUCCCUUUCAUUUGUUAGCAUCGAAGUUGAAGGAAGUGGCGAUGAACUUAUCCCGAUUCUCGAUGUUGAUCCUAAAGGUCUUGCCAAGAUGGUGAAAGAGAAGAGCCUGCAAAGUUUGAGUGAUCAGUAUGGAGGAGUUAACCAGGUAGCUACCCUCCUUCAAAGUGAUUUGAAAUAUGGAAUCCCAGGUGAUGAUGUUGACCUUGAGCUUCGAACUAAAGUUUUUGGUGCAAAUAAGUACCUGAAACAACCUCCGAAAAGUUUCCUUAGCUUUGUUCUGGAAGCAUUCAAAGAUACCAUCAUUAUCAUACUUUUGGUCUGUGCUGUCCUCUCUUUAGGCUUUGGAAUCAAACGGCAUGGCCUGAACGAUGGUUGGUAUGAUGGUGGGAGCAUCAUUGUAGCUGUCGUUUUGGUUAUUGUUGUCUCUGCUGUGAGUAAUUAUAGGCAAAGUAAACAAUUUGAAGAGCUUUCUCAUGAAAGCAGCGACAUACGUGUGCAAGUAGUGAGAAACGGGAGAUACCAUCCUGUAUCUAUCUUUGACCUUGUGGUGGGCGAUAUCGUGUCUUUGAAGAUUGGUGAUCAGAUUCCAGCUGAUGGUUUGUUUGUUCAGGGUCAUUCCUUGAAGGUCGACGAGUCCAGCAUGACUGGAGAAAGUGACCAUGUAGAAGUUGGCGAAAAGAGGAAUCCCUUUUUGCUUUCUGGUACAAAGGUCACAGAUGGCUAUGGUUACAUGCUAGUCACUUCUGUUGGCAUGAACACAGUAUGGGGUGAGAUGAUGAGUUCUAUAAGGCGUGACUUGAAAGAGGAGACUCCAUUACAAGCCCGCCUCAGCAAGCUGGCUUCUAAUAUUGGGAAUAUUGGAUUGUCUGUGGCAGUACUUGUUCUUUUGGUUUUGCUUAUCCGUUACUUUACAGGACACACCAAAGACGAGAAUGGAAAAAGGGAAUACAAUGGGAGCAAGACCAAGUUUGAUGAUGUGAUGGAUUCAGUUGUUGGCAUUAUUGCAGCAGCAGUCACGAUUGUAGUUGUGGCGAUUCCAGAAGGUUUGCCUCUAGCUGUCAUUCUAACUCUGGCUUAUUCAAUGAAGCGGAUGAUGAGGGAUCAUGCCAUGGUUCGGAAACUCUCUGCUUGUGAAACCAUGGGCUCGGCCACCGUAAUAUGUACUGAUAAAACUGGCACCCUUACACUAAACGAGAUGACGGUAACAGAAUUUUGGCUUGGAAAAGAACUGAUUGAAAAUUCUCUGAGCUCAGAGAUAGCAGCUAACGUUCUCCAAUUAUUAAGUGAAGGCGUUGGUUUAAACACUACUGGCACUGUUUUCAAACCUGAUUCCACAUCAGUUCCUGAAAUUCAUGGUAGUCCAACCGAGAAAGCAAUACUUUCCUGGGCAGUGAUUGAUUUGGGCUUGAAUAUUGACGAACUGAAACAAAGUUGUGAAAUAAUACAUGUUGAGGCCUUCAAUUCCGAGAAAAAGAGAAGCGGGGUUCUGAUAAGGAGAAGCAAUGAAAGAGUGCUGGCAACACACUGGAAGGGAGCACCUGAAAUGAUACUGGCCAUAUGUUCAUAUUAUUAUGACAAAACUGGAAUAUCAAAGGCCAUGAAUGAUGAAGAAAGAAUAGAGAUUGGAACUAUUAUUGAGACUAUGGCAGAUAAAAGACUGAGAUGUAUUGCCUUUGCACAUGCAAAUGUAACAGAUGGAAAUGAACAGAUUCAUACAAAGCUUGAAGAAACAGGACUGACCUGGUUGGGCCUUGUUGGCCUGAAGGAUCCAUGUCGGCCAGGUGUCAAAGAAGCAGUAGAAUCUUGCAAAAAAGCGGGAGUAAGCAUCAAAAUGAUCACUGGAGACAACAUGCAUACAGCAAGGGCCAUAGCUUUUGAAUGUGGAAUUCUCGAUUCUGAUGACAAUUUGCACAAUGAAGCUGUAAUAGAAGGUGAAAAAUUUAGAAAUUACUCAGAUGAAGAAAGAAAGGGAAAGAUUGAAAUUAUCCGAGUAAUGGCUCGAUCAUCACCUUUUGACAAACUUCUAAUGGUACAGAGCCUGAAGAUGUAUGGGCAUGUAGUAGCAGUCACUGGAGAUGGUACAAACGAUGCUCCUGCUUUAAAAGAAGCAGAUAUUGGGCUUUCCAUGGGUAUUCAAGGAACUGAAGUGGCAAAGGAGAGCUCAGAUAUUGUCAUUUUGGACGAUAAUUUCACCUCUGUGGCAACAGUUUUGAGGUGGGGUCGAUGUGUCUACAACAACAUCCAAAAGUUUAUUCAAUUUCAGCUCACAGUGAAUGUUGCUGCCUUGGUCAUCAACUUUAUUGCUGCUGUAUCUUCUGGAGAAGUCCCACUAACUGCAGUCCAGUUGUUGUGGGUGAACCUUAUAAUGGACACCUUGGCGGCACUAGCCUUGGCCACUGAGCAACCUACCAAUGAUCUCAUGGACAAGCCACCUGUGGGUAGAACCGAGCCACUUAUAACCAAAGUUAUGUGGAGGAACCUCAUUGCUCAAGCCCUCUAUCAGGUAGCUAUCUUACUGAUCUUGCAAUUUAAAGGUAAAUCCAUUUUCAGUGUCACUGAGAAGGUUAAAGAUACCUUGAUAUUCAAUACAUUUGUUCUCUGUCAAAUCUUUAAUGAGUUUAAUGCAAGAAAUCUGGAUAAGAAGAACAUAUUCAAGGGGAUACAUAAGAACAGGUUGUUUUUGGGAAUUAUCGGAGUUACCCUGGUCCUACAAGCAGUAAUGGUGGAGUUUCUCAGUAGGUUUGCCAAUACUGAGAGGCUGAAUUGGGAGCAAUGGGGGGCUUGCAUUGGCAUUGCUGCUCUAUCCUGGCCAAUUGGUUGGUGUGUUAAGUGUAUUCCUGUACCUGUUGACAAGCAGCUACAAAAGCAAAUGGCUUCGGCAUCAUGAAGUACAUAGAAUUAUUAGAUUUUUUUUUUUUGGUUGCCCUCUGGUUUGUUAAAUUGACAAAUAAUAUUUUGCUUUGUCGGUAGUCAUAGAUUUCGUUUUAGAACAAUUUGUUUUACAAAACAUUCCUUGACAGUGCCGUAUAUAUCUAGCUCCUAGUUAUCACAUCAUUUGGUUAUA
Messenger RNA from Durio zibethinus, 3403 nucleotides. Its product is annotated as putative calcium-transporting ATPase 13, plasma membrane-type. The record is from RefSeq and is a predicted model, not a curated record. Gene Ontology annotation, molecular function: ATP binding; ATP hydrolysis activity; P-type calcium transporter activity. NCBI's taxonomy places the organism in Eukaryota, Viridiplantae, Streptophyta, Magnoliopsida, Malvales, Malvaceae. Gene Ontology annotation, biological process: calcium ion transmembrane transport. Gene Ontology annotation, cellular component: plasma membrane; intracellular membrane-bounded organelle.